AUCACAACACCUCAGCAAACAGCCUUGCAUCCAAAACCUCAUCAAACUACUUCAACCUUUUUCUCCUUCACAACCAAUUUGUCUGUUCUCGACUGACAAAUCCCUCGACACUUUCCCAACACACUUUCCCACAACACACGCCACAAAAUCUAUAUGCCUCUCUUCGCCGACAGCAUGUCGUCCUCUCAGGAUUCUUUUUCCAUCUCUCACUCGCCACCACCACCAUCAGACCUUGGUUCCUACAUGCGCUCCAUGCACCAGCACACCAAGAGACAAAUUGAAGCCAUGUCGCGCUCUCAAGAGCGCCGAUCACGCAACACGGGCUCUCGCGGAACCCCAUCAAUGCCCAACGGUGUGGGUCACUCGAGUUCCUCCAACACGGACGAGUACCUGCACUCUUGAACUCAAUCAGCCCACCAAGUGUAUCAAACAAAUCAUUUAUUUGUUACGGCUUCGGCCGGCAACGGCGGCACUGUAACAACAACACCUCUACACCAACUCGGAACAUGAAAACAACAAAUCCACACACAUGAAGCAUACGCAUGAUGAAAGGUAGACGGGAUACCGCCAACCCCGCCUGCCCAUCAUUUUCAGAGUUUGGGAAAGCAUAUGAACAUCCCACACCAUCAAGCCCUCCGAUGGGGCAACGAGUGGGGUAAGCUGCUUCUGCUUCAUGCUCGGCAGUGGUGCUACUACUACUAUUCACUAUCGCUCCCCUGACUACGACAGGGGCCCAAGAGAGGCUCCUCUCCACAGCGCUGGGGAAGUAGGUGUAGAGGGUGCAAGCAGGGUUGACUCAUGAUGUGUACUUUUUAAGAGAGAAGCGAAAAAUCAUGGUUACGAAGUGUUUCUAUCAUUGCGAGGAAGGAGUCUAGGCUUGUGAAAUUAGUUGGGGCAUGGCAUCUGGAUACAUAUACGGUUACAGAUGUGGAAGCGUAUCUACACGCUUUUCGUGACGAAUUUACUUCUGUAUCACUUUC
Messenger RNA from Cryphonectria parasitica EP155, 980 nucleotides. RefSeq lists its product as uncharacterized. The transcript has a single exon. NCBI's taxonomy places the organism in Eukaryota, Fungi, Ascomycota, Sordariomycetes, Diaporthales, Cryphonectriaceae. Bases 175 to 402 code for a protein of 75 amino acids. The record is from RefSeq and is a predicted model, not a curated record.